ACUCGCAUGAGAGGUGAACAAAGCAGUUCUGUCCAUCCUCUCUUAACUCAGCCCUCCCCGCCCCAAUUAUCUCAGACAUGAAAACUGAUUGCUGCUACCUCGGUCUUCACUGAAAACUACUAACCUCAGGCACGCAUUCAUGUAUUUUCUCCACUUUGUUUUAAUCUAAUUGAUAUAAGCCCUGAAACGCACGGAAACGCCGGGGGUGGGGAGUUUCCCCGUUCCGGAAACGUUCGAACGUUUCCUAGCACAGGAAACGGGUGAUACGCGAAUAGGGGCCGUUUCCCAAUUUUUUAAUUUUUUUGGAAACGCGAAUAGGGAACAAUCAAACCUUUCAUCGUCCGCUCUUCGUUCUUCAACCCUAAGGCCUACCCAGUCUUCCUUCCGUCCGCAGAGUUCGCCGGCUUCUCCAAAGGGCAAAGGUCGUCCGCUGUAUUUGGGCUUCACAGGUCAUCGACGGGCGUCGCCUCUUCACUCUUCGCAGGUCAUCGUCGGCUCGCCGGCUUCCGUUCAGGGCCAACACUUAAUUUUAUUUCCUUCCUAGUUCUCCACUGAGCCAAACAAGUGGCCAGUUGGGCCUUAUUAUUCCAUUAGAUGCGGAAAAACAUAGCUGACUAAGAGGAGUAGAGAGAAAUACAGAGAAAAUGCUACUGGGUACUGCUAGGCAUCCCUCUGCACCUUCAGUUCCAAACUUGCACUGUCUGCGACCAACAGUGUUAACAUUCUCUCCAUCUCAAUGGUGUUUUAACUUGAGGAAGGAGAAGAAACUCUCUGUGACUUGUGACUACUCCUGUUUCCAAAUAACGGAUGUCAGUUAUCGGCCUCCUGGGACAAAGGUCACCCUCUUGGAUCAAGUCAAUCUCUCUCUUCCCGAAAGAAGUUGUGGCUUGAUUAUUGGACGCAGUGGAAGCGGAAAGACUACUCUCUUGCAACUGAUUGCAGGAUUAAACAAACCAACAUCAGGUUCCAUUCAAAUUCAACGAUAUACUGAUGAUGGCCUGCCUUGUAAGUGUCCCGAACCAUUAAACCCUGGAAGGGUUGGCAUUGUUUUCCAAUUUCCAGAGAGAUACUUUGUUGGAGACAGUGUGCUUGAUGAAGUUACAUUUGGUUGGCCAAGACAAAGCGGCAACCUUCAUCUGAAGGAGCUUCUUGCUUCAAAGCUCCAAAAGGCCAUUACUUUGGUUGGUUUGACAGGAAUCUCUUUGGAUAAAGAUCCCAACUCAUUAAGUGGGGGCUACAAACGCCGACUUGCUUUAGCAAUUCAGUUAGUUGAGAAACCUGAUUUGUUGAUAUUAGAUGAGCCUCUUGCAGGCCUCGAUUGGAAGGCUCGUGCAGACAUCGUAAAGUUGCUGAAGAGUCUAAAGAAAGAGCUAACUUUACUCAUUGUCAGUCAUGAUCUCAAAGAAUUGGCACCUCUAGUUGAUCACUCUUGGAGGAUGGAAAUGGGGGGAUCCCUUAAAGUGGCAGAAACCCCUCUUGCCAUAUAAUGCUUUGAGGGGCAUAGUUUGUUCUUGCACAAAUUAUUGGUGGCACUCAAGAUUCAAGGGUUGAUUACACAAGCGUGAUUCACCAUCGUGGAUACAACAAUUUCAACCACCAGCACCGUUAUUGGCCAUCAGGCGACCGUAGUCACGGUCAAUCACCGCCGCCACAGUUCACGUGGUCCUGAUAUGACGUGUGUGAUAUUUUAGAAAUAUGUCUUGAUAGCUAGAUGAAUCUUGCCGUUCUUUCCUCUCACAUAUUGCAUCAGUAUAAUGCACCCUCCAACUAUGAUGAUUUCUACAAAAAAACUGAACCUGUUGUAAUUCCCUUUAAAUUUUCC
Molecule: messenger RNA, 1822 nt
Organism: Cuscuta europaea
Lineage: Eukaryota; Viridiplantae; Streptophyta; Magnoliopsida; Solanales; Convolvulaceae
Source: the annotation of a GenBank genome assembly